Molecule: messenger RNA, 3325 nt
Organism: Oncorhynchus keta (chum salmon)
Lineage: Eukaryota; Metazoa; Chordata; Actinopteri; Salmoniformes; Salmonidae
Product: membrane progestin receptor beta-like
Exons: 8
Coding region: 207-1511 (434 amino acids)
Biological process (GO): response to steroid hormone
Cellular component (GO): plasma membrane
Molecular function (GO): steroid binding; nuclear steroid receptor activity
Source: RefSeq, a predicted model, not a curated record
UCUACAAGUAUGUCUUCUGCUAACUGUUAUUCACAAGGUUGAGUUCCUGUCUUUGUGAUGGUCACUGUGAGCAUAUGUAACCAGAUUAGUCAGCAGCAUGUUGAUGUUGAUGUUGAUGUUGAAAGAGGAGCAUUAUAUGGCAGAGGAUACACCAGAGGCAUGAGAAGUCUAGUAACAUGUUUGUCCAAUGACAGUUCUGUCUGUAAAUGUACAAUCAUGUACACCUCUUAUUGUGUUAUCCAAUUUUUUGGGCAAAGCAUGCAUCUCAUCAAACUCAGUAUGACAACACAGUUACCAACCUGCUGUCCUUCCCUCUACAGACAGACCCCCUCACCUCACCUCAAACCUCCUCACAGGUGCCCCAUUCUCCUUACCCCCUCAUUCCCUCUGCCCCCAAUUCCACCAUGCCCAGUAUAUCUGUCUCCCUCUCCCUAAAACCCAUGAGUUCCCUCUCCUCCUUCCUCUCCUCUCUGUCUUCUCUUCCCCACACCGUCAGAGACACUGAGGUCCCCCUUCUCUUCCGUGAGCCCUACAUCCUGUCUGGCUACCGGCCCGUGGGCCAUUCCUGGAGCUUCUACUUCCUCAGCCUCUUCCAGAUACACAAUGAGACAAUCAACGUGUGGAGUCACUUGCUGGCCGGAGUCUGCGUUGCCCUGAGGUUCUCUGUGUUUGCUGUGAUGUGUGGAGGGGGUCUCGUGGGCCUGACCCUGAAUGGACCAGACGGGCUGGGUCUUUACCUGGACCUGGCCUGUCUACCGCUGGUCUACUACGUCCUGUCUCUUCUGACCUACUUGUGCUGCAGCGCUACAGCCCACCUGCUCCAGUCCCACUCCGAGCUGGCCCACUAUGCCCUAUUCUUCCUGGACUAUGUGGGAGUGGCUGUGUACCAGUAUGGCUGUGCCCUGGCUCUAUACUUCUACAGCUCUGAUCCCGCAUGGAGACGCAGUCGAGUAGGAGAGGUGUUCCUCCCUGCAGCAGCUCUCCUGGCUUGGUUGUCCUGUGCCUGCUGCUGCUUUGCCAAACUCAGUUACCGCCACCCGUACCCACUCCAUCGUAAGCUGUGCCAGGUCGUGCCAACCGGUCUGGCGUACCUGCUAGACAGCAGUCCUGUGGCACAUAGACUGGUCAGCAGGACCUGGGGAGACGACCCUGCUAUGACCCUACACGCAAUACAGGUGUUGCUGUUCCUCCUGGCAGCGUUCUUCUUCUCCUGUCCCAUGCCUGAACGUUUCUUUCCUGGGCACUGUGACAUCAUCGGCCACGGGCACCAGCUCUUCCACUUCCUCCUCUCCCUCUGCACGCUGACCCAACAGGAAGCUGUGUUUGAGGACUUUCUGUCCCGGCGGGCGUCCCUGACGAGGGAGUACGGGGAGUGCCACCUACUGGUGGCAGCCGUGUCAUUUCCUGCCCUGGUGUUCUGUAGCGUGCUGACAGCUGUGGUCAUGAAGAGAUUGGUGGAGAGGAGGCUGAGGAAGGAGGACAGUUGGGGGGAGGAGGUAGAGAGAGGAUAGAGAGUGGGAGAAAGAGAGAUCUGGUGUGAGGUAGAACGAAGGGGAAGAGAGGGUAAAAGGGGAAGGAGAGAGAGAUUUGGGGAUUGUAACAUGAAUUCUUAUACAUUAUAAGAACUUCAUCCGAUGACUUGAUAGCUAGCUUUUAUGGUCACUUAUUUGUUUUGAACAUAAUUCACUGGUGAUCAUAGGCUUAUGUAUGUUGCUGUCUCAUUUGUAGUGUGCAUCUUUGGCCAUAGGGAGGCAGUGUCUACUGUCAUUACUAUCUACUGCAGGGAGAUUUGUGAUUUGUGAAGCAAAGAUGAACACUUUUACUCCAAGCACAUUCAUGCUGUGAUUAUGUUCCUAUUGAGAAGCAUUUAACAAUUUCACUCUGUUUAGGUUCAUGUUGUUUAGGUUCACACUGUUUAGGUUCAUGUUGUUUAGGUUCACACUGUUUAGGUUCACGUUGUUUAGGUUCACACUGUUUAGGUUCACGCUGUUUAGGUUCACACUGUUUAGGUUCACGCUGUUUAGGUUCACACUGUUUAGGUUCACGCUGUUUAGGUUCACACUGUUUAGGUUCACGCUGUUUAGGUUCACACUGUUUAGGUUCACACUGUUUAGGUUCACGCUGUUUAGGUUCACACUGUUUAGGUUCACGCUGUUUAGGUUCACGCUGUUUAGGUUCACGCUGUUUAGGUUCACACUGUUUAGGUUCACGCUGUUUAGGUUCACACUGUUUAGGUUCACGCUGUUUAGGUUCACACUGUUUAGGUUCACGCUGUUUAGGUUCACACUGUUUAGGUUCACACUGUUUAGGUUCACACUGUUUAGGUUCACGCUGUUUAGGUUCACGCUGUUUAGGUUCACGCUGUUUAGGUUCACACUGUUUAGGUUCACGCUGUUUAGGUUCACACUGUUUAGGGUCACGCUGUUUAGGUUCACGUUAUUUAGGUUCACACUGUUUAGGUUCACUCUGUUUAGGUUCACGUUGUUUAGGUUCACACUGUUUAGGUUUACACUGUUUAGGUUCAGACUGUUUAGGUUCACUCUGUUUAGGUCCACGUUGUUUAGGUUCACACUGUUUAGGUUCACACUGUUUCAAACGUAAUUUUUUCAAACAAUAAACUAAACUUUCUGCCACAUGCAUCUUUCAACAAUGUGAUCCUACUCACACUAAUACAGACACAUAUACAGGUUUAGUGAGCCAUGGCCACUGCGAACACAAAGGACAUUCAUGCAUGGGUGCAUGAGUGACUGUGUGUCGGUGAAGAUAAGGCUAUUUUUAGGUUAGACCCUGUUGCUACAGUAUGUCUCAAUCAGCACCCUGGGGUGAUGUUAUGCUAAAGCUCCUCUACCACAUUCUCAAUCCGCCUCAAACACAGUCCUGUAUUCACCAAAUAAAUCCGAUAAAAUCAAAUUGUAUUAGUCACGUACACAUAUUUAGCAUAUAAUGUGUGUGUAGUGAAAUGUGUGUGUUCCUAGCUCAGUGCAGUAGUAUUUAACAAUACACAACAAUAGACACAAAUCUAAAAGAUAUAUAUAUAUAUAUACUCCGGACCUCGAGAUUGCUCAUCCUAACUUUUCUAUAUUUCUUAAUUCCAUUCAUUUACUUAAUUUUUUUAGAUUUGUGUCUAUUGUUGUGUAUUGUAUAUCUGUAGAAUAUGUAGGACAAAAUAGUAUAUGUACAGCAAUAGUUUAAUAAGAUGGCCUUGACUAGAAUACAGUAUAUACAUAUGAAGUGGGUAAAACAUUAUGUAAACAUUAUUAAAGUGACCAGUGUUCCAUUAUUAAAGUUACCCGUGUUCCAUUAUUAAAGUGACCAGCGUUCCAUU